Salarias fasciatus (jewelled blenny) is the source of this 4911-nucleotide messenger RNA. It is a transcript of the gene ddr1, whose product is annotated as discoidin domain receptor tyrosine kinase 1. The transcript is spliced from 19 exons. Gene Ontology annotation, molecular function: protein tyrosine kinase collagen receptor activity; collagen binding; ATP binding. Gene Ontology annotation, biological process: cell surface receptor protein tyrosine kinase signaling pathway; multicellular organism development; positive regulation of phosphatidylinositol 3-kinase/protein kinase B signal transduction. The record is from RefSeq and is a predicted model, not a curated record. Gene Ontology annotation, cellular component: signaling receptor complex; plasma membrane. The coding region runs from base 1 to 3003 and encodes 1000 amino acids. Lineage: Eukaryota; Metazoa; Chordata; Actinopteri; Blenniiformes; Blenniidae.
AUGGCCUUGACAACCCUGCGGCUGUUCCCCCUGGUCGUGGUCUCAGUCUUGGCCGUGCCGGCGUCGCCUUCAGGGGAACACGAGUGGCACUUUAAUCCAGCUCAGUGUCGCUACGCCCUCGGGAUGGAGGAUGGCACCAUCCCAGACUCUGAUAUCACUGCCUCCAGCGCCUGGUCCGACUCCACCGAGGCCAAACAUGGAAGGUUGAGCACUGGAGAAGGCGACGGGGCGUGGUGUCCAGCAGGAGCCGUCUUUCCCAGCGGAUCAGAGUACCUUCAGAUCGACCUGCGCAAACUUCACUUCCUGGCUCUGGUGGGCACCCAAGGUCGCCAUGCCGACGGACACGGCCAGGAGUUCGCUCGCAGUUACCGCCUCCGCUACUCCAGGGACGGAGUGAAAUGGAACACCUGGAAGGACCGCUGGGGCCAAGAAGUGGUGUCGGGUAAUGAGAACACCUAUGAUGUUGUGCUGAAAGAUCUGGGACCUCCCAUCGUGGCCCGCAUGGUGCGUUUCUACCCCCUGGCAGACCGAGUUAUGAGUGUUUGCCUUCGGGUGGAGCUCUACGGUUGUCUGUGGAACGAUGGGUUGAAGGCUUACACGGCUCCUGUGGGCCACGUCAUGCACUUGCCUGGGAUGCCCGUCUACCUGAACGACUCCACCUACGAUGGAAGCACAGAACAAGGGAUGCAGUUUGGAGGUCUGGGUCAGCUGUGCGACGGUGUCCUGGGAGGCGACGACUUCAUACAAACCAAAGAGCUCAGGGUGUGGCCCGGGUAUGACUACUUAGGCUGGAGCCGGGAAGCCCUUGGGCAAGGCAGCGUGGAUAUUGAGUUCCACUUCGAGAAGCCUCGGGUUUUCCACAACAUGCAGGUGCACAGUAACAACCGCCACACGCAGGGCGUGCGCGUCUUCAGCAAAGUCGAGUGUCUCUUCAAGCCCAGCAUCCUGCAGCCCUGGUCGGCUCCCGCCCUGACCCUGCCUGUGCCCCUGGAGGACCUGAAGGACCCGUCCUCCCGGCCCAUCACGCUCCCGCUCGGCGCCCGGCCGGCUCAGAUCCUCCGCUGCAAAUUCUACUUCGCGGACCGCUGGCUGCUCAUCAGCGAAAUAUCGUUCCUCUCUGAGCCAUUUGGGAGCGACGGCACAGACACCCAUUCAUUUCCUCCCAAUCUUCCCCCUGACUCCAGUUACUCCCCUCCUCUCGUUAACCUCACCUCCUCGGCUCCGUCAUCGACACACAGUCCCUCAAACGCCUCCACCAGCCCCUCAGAAGCCCUCACCACCCCCCUCGCCACGGACACCACUGGUAACUGGACGCUGUCAGGGCCUGAAUUCGCUGCCGUUACAUCGAGGGCGGGGCUCCCAGUGGCCAAAGACGACAGCAGCAACACGGCUAUUUUGAUCGGCUGCCUGGUCGGCAUCAUCUUGCUGCUGCUGGCCGUGAUAGCCGUCAUUCUUUGGAGGCAGUACUGGAAGAAGAUACUGGGAAAGGCUCAAGGUAGCCUGUCCAGCGACGAGCUGCGAGUCCACCUCUCGGUGCCGUCGGACAACGUGGUCAUCAACAACACCCACAGCUACUCCAGCCGCUACCAGCGGAUUCACACUUUCCCAGACGACCGCGACCACGACCGAGAGGGAGAAGGGGAGUAUCAGGAGCCGAGCGCCCUGCUCCGGCCCAGAGACCACAGAGACAGCACGGCCUUGCUGUUAAACAGUCCGGCCUGUCACCUGCUCGCACCAGACCACAGAAAAGGCUCCAGAGCUGUAGUGGUCUCCAGUCCUGCUCAGGCUCCAGAAAAGAGCCUGAAUGUGCCGCAGGCCUGCGGUUUGGACCUGGACAUGGAGAAAGGUUUUCCCCCGGCGCACGAGGAGCCUCCCCCCUACCCCGGCUCCCCUCCGUACCCCUCGCUGUCCCCUCCCGUGUCGCCCCCGCUGCCUCCAAGCGUCCCCCACUACGCCGAGGCGGACAUCGUGAGUCUGCAGGGCGUGAGCGGGAACAACACCUACGCCGUGCCCGCCCUGACCUCCUCCAGCCCCGGGGCCGACGCCUCGCCGCUGCCCGAGCUGCCCCGCCAGUGUCUCAUCUUCAAAGAGAAGCUGGGGGAGGGUCAGUUUGGGGAGGUGCACCUGUGUGAAAUUGAGAACCCUCAGGACCUUCCCAACCUGGAGUUCCCCUUCAAUGUGAGAAAAGGGCGCCCUCUUCUGGUGGCGGUGAAGAUACUGCGGCCCGACGCCUCCAAGAACGCCAGAAAUGACUUCCUGAAAGAGGUGAAGAUCCUGUCGCGCUUGAAGGACCCAAACAUCAUCCGGCUGCUGGGAGUGUGUGUGAGCAGUGACCCCCUCUGUAUGGUCACCGAGUACAUGGAGUGCGGAGACUUGAACCAGUAUCUGUCUCACCGAGUGCUCUUGGACAAAAGCGGGCCUUCACACAAUACGCCGACCAUCAGUUACCCGGCACUCAUCUCCAUGGCCAGCCAGAUCGCUUCAGGAAUGAAGUUCCUCUCGUCCCUCAACUUUGUGCACCGAGAUCUGGCCACUCGGAACUGCCUGGUCGGGGGCGAGAGGGGUGACAGCGGAGAGGACCCGGGCGGCGAGCGUCACAUCAAGAUCGCGGACUUCGGCAUGAGCAGGAACUUGUACGCUGGAGACUACUACAGGAUCCAGGGCCGGGCCGUGCUGCCGAUACGCUGGAUGGCCUGGGAGUGCAUACUGAUGGGUAAGUUCACGACGGCCAGCGACGUGUGGGCUUUCGGAGUCACUCUGUGGGAGAUGCUGAGCGUCUGUCAGGAGCAGCCGUACUCCAACCUCACAGACGAACAGGUCAUCGACAACGCCGGGGAGUUCUUCAGAGACCAGGGCAGACAGGUGUAUCUGAGCAAGCCGGCCGUGUGUCCUCAGGGUCUCUACGAGCUCAUGUUGAGCUGCUGGAACAGAGACUGCAAGCUCCGACCCUCCUUCGCCGACAUCCACUCCUUCCUCACCGAGGACGCCAUGAACAUGGUGUGAAGAGAGCCGUGGAGGAGGGAGAGUGUGUCGCUCUGUCUCACAGCCUUGCUGCGGUGGUAGUCGAGGUGGUGGAAGGUGUGGUGGAGGUAGCACAAACACACACACACACACACACCUGUCGGAUGGGAAGUGAGAGUGAGUCACUCGCUUUUUUGUUUUUUACUUUUUGGGUAGAUGGGGGCUGAGAGACCGCUGGUUCGGUUUUUACUUCCUUGUCAGACCCCAGGUAUGAAACUAAACACAGUUUCUGAUUGGGCCGAGCUACAUUUCUCUGGGUGGUGGUGGUGGGUGCAGUCUGCAUAGGAAGUUUCUCUUUUCAGAUUUUUUUUUUUUUUUUUUUUUACAAUCAAUGAUGGUGUGUGUUCCUGCUGAUUAGAGCUGCAGAGGUAAUGGUGUAGCAUGCUGAAUCACAGACAAGCCUCUGAACUCCGGCCAGAGCAAAGCAAGAAAUUAAUAGCUAUAAAGUUUUAUUGACUUCCUUUAUCGGCGUCUCAAACGCUACAUGCAGGGUAUCGGGUGACGGUGCGCAUGUGCUGUGAACUCUGGCUGCACGGGACACACCAACGUCGCAGCACCUGUUGUUCUGAGAUCAGACGGCACACAGGGAUUGUCUUAGUAUUUAUAGUAUGUAUAGGUCACCGCACACAUUGUAAUCAGUCUAAUUCAGGAGGGUCGUUCCGGCGCCAGAUCCUCUGGCUAAGUGAAAUCCCCUCAGUGGAAGAAGAGUCUAAAACCUGAGCAAAAGAUCUUCUGCCUCAGCUUCAUGUCCCACAGCCACACGUGACUCCACCUUUCUUGGGUGCUGAUGUAGAAAGAUGUGAACUAACAGCAGCAACCCCCGCCCCCCUUCUGCCAGUGACGGUGUGAAGCUCACUAGCAGCCACUGAUUCUCCCAACUCCCGUCUUCAAAUCAAACCGUGCACUCUGUGCCAAACGGACUUCUCAACCUUGAGGAAAAAGGCACAGCCGCCGAAAAAGCCCCCCCACUGCUGCCACAGAGGCAGAGAGCCGAUCCUGCCGUGGACGGGACUUCUUCAGACGCACCUGCUCAGGCGUCUCGGUGGUGAAUGACUUUAUUGUUUUGUAUCGGGCUGUGACUCAGUCACAGAGGGUAAAAUUCCACAGCCAGCAGCACUUUAAACCCUUCAUGUGUAAAGAAGCUCCUCUGCGACGGGCCCCAGCCGUAUGAUUCCUGUCCGAGUGGAUUCUGAUGCAUUUCACUCGCAGUGAUUUCCAGGAGAGAUCCCACAUGUGGGACAAAAUCCCUUUGCCUUUUAAAAUGCUCCCCAGAAAGACAUUGCCAAACCAUUAGGUGUAAGAUUUUUUUUUUCCCCCCCCUUGAAAUAGAUCCUUAAGUCAUUUCAAAGGUUUGAUGUUUUGUCUGAAAACCAUCGGUGUGUUGGGAGAUGUAUGCUCACCCAGCUAUCUGUUCAUCGCUCAGCUUUAAAUCCGUCAACCGGCGACCCUCAGAUGAGGAGUGCUUGGACUGGACUCACCUCACGGUUAAAAAUUAAAUCUACCGAGGUCGAGGCGAUCAGCCCCGAGAUGAUUAAGAUUAUGAACUUAUAGAAGUUUACUCCAUGUGAACGGAUGUGCCAUUUGAGUCAUUUUUGAUACACUGUAGUUCAACUAAACCCAUUAUUUUUUUAUAUACUUAUAUAAAUACUGUAUGUACUUAGACUCUCCUCGAUGUUUGAUUUUGUCCCAUUGUGUCUUUGAAGCUGAACAUUACUGUUUGUACAUAUUUUAAAGACAGAAUUGUAAUUUCCUUUACUAAUAUAUCGAGAACUCUUGCUACAUUUGGGGUCUUCUGUGUCUCUGUAGAACGCUUGCUACCUUGAUGCUAUUGUAAUUCAAUGUGUUGUCUAUUUUUGUAGAUGUUUUAAUAAAGGUAACCUUUUCAAAUAA